Molecule: messenger RNA, 371 nt
Organism: Aspergillus ruber CBS 135680
Lineage: Eukaryota; Fungi; Ascomycota; Eurotiomycetes; Eurotiales; Aspergillaceae
Exons: 1
Coding region: 109-306 (65 amino acids)
Source: RefSeq, a predicted model, not a curated record
CGGCGGUCGAAUACAUUGUGUCUUUGGCUUGUCACUGGCGGGUUGUUCUUAUCAUCCGACCCCUGGUAGUAGUAAUCAAGUUAUUGUCCUUACCGAGCCCUAUGGGCUAUGAAAGACAAUGCAGCUCGUGAACACAAGCUCCUAAUUAGUUUCUAUAUACAUCUUUGUUUGUUCAGUUUCCUUUCCCUCACCCCAUUCCGCCUAUUUGCGUGGGGCAUUUGGGUAGUACUCAUCGCAGGUUAUCCCUCUAGGUGCUACAAUAGCUGUGGUUCGAGGCGCCUGCAGUUUUCCAUACCCUCCUCAUGAUCGUGGCAUUCUUGGCCAGCUCAAGCUGCUUGCCCGCGGGAACUAGGUGAGCUAGGAGUCUGAGG